This is a messenger RNA of Copidosoma floridanum, 1838 nucleotides long. It is a transcript of the gene FMRFaR, whose product is annotated as FMRFamide Receptor. Gene Ontology annotation, biological process: G protein-coupled receptor signaling pathway. The record is from RefSeq and is a predicted model, not a curated record. Gene Ontology annotation, molecular function: G protein-coupled receptor activity. Lineage: Eukaryota; Metazoa; Arthropoda; Insecta; Hymenoptera; Encyrtidae. Gene Ontology annotation, cellular component: membrane.
CGAGCAUCAAAAAUGGGUAGGUGGUGUGAAUCGGUAAAGUGCCGCGCACUAUAUAUUAUUAUGUUCGUUCGGAUGUGACGUCUGCAGCAAUCUCAAAAUUGUGACAAAUUUCGCGCGACGAAGCAAGAGGAGAGAGAGAGAGAGAGAUUAAGGACAGAAAGGGGACACACUUUGUCUGUCUGUCCGUCUACCUAUAUACGUAUAUAUUUAAGUAUACCCACAUAUAAAUGCACCAAUGGGUAUAUUUCGGCGAGCGUAGCUGAUGCAAGUGCAACUCGUUAUGGCUGUUAUUUCGUCUCCCAGCAGCAACAACUUACCCUUGGAACGUCAUGCGCGCUGCAGAUGCGCGUCGGCAGCCCGUGAGUAGGAGACCCGACCGGCAGCAGCAAUGACACCGGAGGAUCGGAUGGCCUGGGGAAACUGGAGCUCCGAGUCCCCGGACAACUGGAGCGCGGCGGUGACGUUGGGGCCCGACAACUCGGGCAACACCAACUGCAGCCUCGAGUCGGGAGAUGGGCUCCUCGAGUUCCUCAUCUACGGGCUGCUCUUGAACGCCGUGAGCUUCCUCGGUAUCGUCGGCAACACCAUAUCGAUGAUCGUGCUGUCGAGGCCCCAAAUGAAGUCCUCCAUCAAUUACCUGCUCAUCGGGCUCGCCACCUGCGACACCAUCCUCAUUCUAUUGUCCGUGUUGGUCUACGGGCUGUCGGGCAUCUACGCGUACACGGGCUGCCUGUUCAACUACAAGUUCUACGUGUAUCCGAAGAUCGUGCGCUACCUGUAUCCCCUGUCUACGACCGCCCAAAUGGCCACGGUCUACCUCACCCUCACUGUCACCAUGGAGCGCUACGUCGCCGUUUGCCAUCCCCUAAAGGCCCGCUCGCUCUGCACUUACGGCAGGGCCCGCACCGCCCUCGCCCUCAUUGUCCUCGGCUCCGUGCUCUACAACUUGCCCAAACUGUGGGAGGUGGAGCUGAGCGAGGAGGUCCACUCGACGCGCAACGUAACGAUAUUCUGCAUCGUGCCUACGGAGCUGCGGGAGAACAAGCUCUACAUAGCUAUUUACGUGCACUGGUCCUACUUUUUCGUCUACUACGCCUUCCCCUUUGUGGCCCUCGUUAUUUUUAAUGUCGCCAUUUACAAGAGGGUGAGGCGAGCUAACCGGGACCUGCGCCGACUCUCUCGGCACCAGCGCCGUGAGAUCGGCCUCGCGACCAUGUUGCUCUGCGUGGUGAUAGUAUUCCUCGUGUGCAACGUCCUGCCGCUCGUGAGCAACGUCUACGAGAACGUGUACGUGAAUCCACCGGCUUGGCUCAUCCAGGCGGGCAACCUCCUCGUGACCUUCAACAGCGGCGUCAACUUUGUCAUCUACGUGAUCUUCGGGCGCAAGUUCAAGCGCAUCUUCUUAAAGAUGUUCUGCCAGUUGCCGGGCGAGCGGACCCGGACGGCCAGGGCCGAUAGUCCCGACUUUCAGACGAACGAGGACUCGUUCGCGACCAACAUGAGCCACAUCGAGCUCCGCAACUCCAUACGGCGCUCCCAUCACCAUCACCACCCGCAGUACCCGCACUCGCACAACAGCUACCACCAUAACCACGGCAACAGCUACACGUCAGCUGGUACAAUGGGUAACUCGCUCAGGCCACACCACAAUAACAACAACAACAACGGCUCCUCGUCGGUGUACUACCCCCCUACGAGCACGACGACGACGGUGAAGCAUAGUCCCCUCGUCGCCAGCUACUACGACAGCAGCAGCCAUCGGAACCACUGCGGCAGAGGUGGGGAACGAGCCGCCAUUACCCUAGAGGAUACGGCCUUCUGCUGACGGGGCUGCUGAA